Laetiporus sulphureus 93-53 is the source of this 3890-nucleotide messenger RNA. RefSeq names its product RdRP-domain-containing protein. Gene Ontology annotation, biological process: siRNA processing. The transcript is spliced from 17 exons. Gene Ontology annotation, molecular function: RNA-directed RNA polymerase activity. Lineage: Eukaryota; Fungi; Basidiomycota; Agaricomycetes; Polyporales; Laetiporaceae. Bases 76 to 3669 code for a protein of 1197 amino acids. The record is from RefSeq and is a predicted model, not a curated record. Gene Ontology annotation, cellular component: nuclear RNA-directed RNA polymerase complex.
UCACCAUUCACCCUCACGACGCAGUGACCACACUCAACAGACACUGCUAUAGUUAGUUGCGGCUCAAAGAGUAAGAUGGAGAUUUCGUUGAGUAACGUUGCGUUCAAUGCGAGCACUUGGGAUAUCAAACGCGCUGUGGGGAAAGUGUUGCACAGCGAGGAGUUCUUCAAUCCUACGGAUCCUAAGGAUCGUCCUGCGAAUUUCAUGGUCACGCUCAAGCCAGGCCGCGGUGGCGUAGAAAAUAAUGGAACAGGAACAAUGACAGUUGGUUCUCGAAGAAUUGGCGACAAAUUCCUGAAGUGGAUACGUACCGAAGGCAACUCUAUUCAUGUAAAUGGUUCCAAGAUACGUUUCUACCGAAGCCACGACAUGCCUGAGAAGCGGAAGAUCCACGAACUGGAGAAAGUCCCAUACGUCAGCCCGGAUGUGGAGGAAGAGAAGGAAGAGAUCUUGCGAAAGCUCGAUGUCAGCUUAUACGUUGACAAGAUCCAGUUUGGCAUAUUCUAUCGACAGCCUGGAUCACCAUCGACUGCUUCUCGAGCCUUCUCUUGCGAGUUUGGAAUCAGUCACAAAAAUAAAGGCGCUGGGUUGCUUUGGUUCGAGUACGACCACAAGCUAAUCCGUAUUCAAAUGGGAGAUACUAUGACCGAAGAGACCGCGCAUAACAUUGCCAUCACAUUUGUUAAUAUUCGUAAACUCGCCGUCGGCCUGGACUUUGGCAACCCUUUCAUCUGUUUUGAUAUAUUCACUCCACCCAUGUUGGAGAAACAACGCAUCAACCGAGAGCUCACUGGUGACGACUGGAGAGAUAAUCGGAAGUUUCGACAAAGGCUCAGUAGUUUGACUGAUGCGCAUGCGGUCGUGGCACCAUAUGCUCACCAGCUUCGUGUUAUCCUCCAUGAGGAGCAGGACGUCCGUUGCUUUGCAGAGCUAUGCAAAGUUGCGGGUCUUCAGCCUCCUGUCUGGGCUAACGUCGAAGCCAACAACUGUGGGUUCUUCCACCCGAAAAAGCUCUACGACAUCAAAGUAUGGGUGCGCUUUUUUGACUGGCCCGUUGCCUUCCAGCUUGAGGCUCUUCUUCAUAAUGGCUUGUUGACUACUGAAGAUCUGCUCGGUGUCCUGCGUAGGCCCAUUGAUGACCUCUACGACAAGCAGCGCCUGCAGGCUGGCGAGAUUCUUCGCCUCUACUUCGCGGAGCUACGUUCUCGUAAGCCUGGGGAAACUCCUAUGCAGUGCUUUAAUCGUAUUCGAAACGAAAACGUGGAAUCUACGCCCCUCCCUCCUGGCAACUUCGCUUGUCAUCAUAUCACGUUCACUCCAACGCGGAUGAUACUGGAAGGCCCUUACGUGAUACAAUCUAAUCGUGUCAUUCGCCGGUACCCGGACCAUCAAGAGCACUUCAUACGAGUAGAGUUCAGAGAUGAAGAUCGAUUGCAGUAUCGUUGGGCGCGUGAGGUUGACGGGCUGUCUCUGCUCGAGGAGCGCGUAGGUGGAGUCCUCAAGAAUGGCUUUGAACUCGCGGGACGUGAGUUUGAGUUCCUUGCUUACUCCUCCUCGGCGCUGCGCGAGCAUUCGGUCUGGUUCAUGAAUCCCUUCCACCAUCCCACCGAAGGCCAUGUCACCUCCCAGAGAAUCAGAGAUAGCCUGGGUGACUUCUCGGGCGUAAUUAGACAACCGUCAAAAUAUGCAGCUCGCAUAGCACAGGCCUUCACGGCCACCGACCCGUCGGUCUCGAUCACGAAGGAUCAGUGGGAAGAGAUGGAUGAUCUGGGGCACGGAGAUUACCUGUUCACUGAUGGCGUUGGUACGAUAUCGGUGCAAUUAGGUGAUAUGAUUUGGGAGGCACUAUGCAAUGCCAGACCAGAAUCGAGGCAAAGAGGUCUCAAACCAUCUGCCUAUCAGAUACGUUUCCUUGGUUAUAAGGGUAUGGUAGUCAUCGAUGCGCGACUAGACGGUGUUAAGAUGAGACUGAGGCCAUCUAUGAACAAGUUCAAGGCCCAUAACGAGGACCUGGCAGAGAUUGAGAUUGCCCGAGCAUUUGAGCGACCGGGAAAGUGCUAUCUGAACCGUCCAUUAGUCAUGAUUCUGGAGGACCGCGGCGUCGAUAAAAAGGCCUUUUUGAACCUACAGGAGACUGCCAAGACGGCUGUUUACACAGCCACGGAUUCCAUCGCAAAUGCCGUCAACUUUCUCAGAGGCCAUCAGCUGGGCACAGCGUUCCGCCUUCCUUACAUAUUGGAGUCUCUAAAGAAGCUUGGCAUGGGCUUUGGGAUCGAACAUGCAGAACGCACGAUCGACAACCCUUUUAUUGACCGGUUGAUCCACUACUCGAAAAACCACGUUUUGCGCGACAUCAGGCAUGGAGCGCGUAUUCUCAUCCCGGAUAGUUAUUUGCUCGUUGGCGUCGCUGAUGAAGGACCUGCCUACCAACAAGAGGGUGUCGAGAAUGUCUUCUGUCUGAGUCGAGGCCAGAUUUAUGCGUGCAUACAAGAUCCAGAUGAUGAGGCUCCCAGGUACCUCAAAGGUGCUAUGAUCAUCGAGCGAAGUCCAGUGGUCCAUCCAGGAGAUGUUCAACGAGUCACUGCUAUUGGUGAACCUCCAGCCGACAAAGUCUGUUUCUUCCGUAACCUGAAGAACGUCGUUGUGCUGCCAUCAGUCGGUGACCGUUCGUUGGCGUCCUGUCUCGGAGGUGGCGAUUUAGAUGGAGAUCUCUUUUCUGUCAUUAAGUACGGUGCGCUACUCCCGCCAGAACAUGAAGAACCAGCAGAGUAUCCUCCGGGCGAGAAGAACGAGCUCGACCGCGAUAGUACAAUAGAGGACAUAUGUGACUUCGUCGUUGAAUAUUUCAACUCUGAUGUCCUCGGUCUAUUGUCCGACAGGCAUCUCGUAAUAGCAGACCAAUCGAAGAAUGGGACGCGUGAUAAGAAGUGUCUGAAGCUCGCUCAACUCUGCAGUCAAGCAGUGGAUUAUCCCAAAAACGGAGUGCCCGUGGACAUCCAUGACUUGCCUCGAUAUCUGAUCCCUUACAAACCUGACUGGCAUAUGGCUGAAGAUGUGAAUCCACUUCAUACAGAGUUCUACAAUUCGACCCGUGCACUCGGAGAACUGUACCGAAACAUACAAAUUGUGAACCCGACGGCGUCGUCACAAGCGGGCCCCGCGACCAACGGAGGCUCAUCCAAAGUAAAGCCACUGUCAGAUGCCAUCUCAGCGGCCUUAAAGCCCUCCAUUGAAUACCAGCUGCAUCACUCUCGCAGUGAGGACCGUUACGUUGCGGACAUGUCCAAGCUCUUCCAGAAGUACGCGGAUGAGCUGCGCUAUAUUUGUAUGACUCACACACUCUCCGACGCGCCGGACGUGCGGCUGGUCGAGGAAGAGGUAGUGGUCGGAACGAUCAUGGCGAAAUGUUCGCAGAAACGUUGGCGGCAAGAUCGUAUGCAGCGGAUGCGUUUGCACUCGUCGACGCUUGUCAAGCAUGUCAAACUGCAGCUGUUCAAUCCAACGCAACCUUGUUCACGUAGUGACCUAACUUACGCUCUGUCGCAAGCUUGGCUUGCAUGGGACUUCAGCUCGCGGAACAAGACGGUUUUUGGAGCUAACAGCUUCGGUUUGAUCGCUUUGGAAGUGGUAUUUGAUAUACUUGACAAACUCACUGUAACGCCUCUGUAGAUUCUUUUGAUCCAUGUAAUCCCCGACGGUUCGCAAUUAGGUUGUAGUCUACUCGGGAUUGGCUGAAGAACAAGGAACAGAGGUGUCCCAGGGAUCUUUCUUCGAUGUACUGCGCAGUCAAAUGGAUUUGUAUGUACUCUAGGGUGCAUGAAGGGAACGGGUCACUUCCACAAGGCAUGUACUAUCGACGUGAUACAGCCUGAGGAUCAGUCCAUCUGCCC